Molecule: messenger RNA, 1958 nt
Organism: Solanum stenotomum
Lineage: Eukaryota; Viridiplantae; Streptophyta; Magnoliopsida; Solanales; Solanaceae
Product: homeobox protein knotted-1-like LET6
Exons: 4
Coding region: 685-1725 (346 amino acids)
Biological process (GO): regulation of DNA-templated transcription
Cellular component (GO): nucleus
Molecular function (GO): DNA-binding transcription factor activity, RNA polymerase II-specific; DNA binding
Source: RefSeq, a predicted model, not a curated record
CAAUAACCCAAAAAACCAAGAAACAAGAAAGAAACACAUAAAAACACAGAAGAAAUUACAGUGCACCUCGAUUUGAUCAUUCUAAAAAUAAAAAUUAAAUUAACUUUGUAUCUCUCUCACUAGGAGUGGAGUGGAGUGGAGGGAUAUUGGCAGAUAAUGACAGUGUUUCAGUGGCAGUGAAGAAAAAAGGGGUAUGAGUUUUCAUUGGGAAGGUAAAAAUUUUGCACCCAAAUACAAGCUAACCCUUUAACAUCUUCAUGUUUUUCAUAGGAACUCUCUUCUUUGCUUCUUGCUAGACUAGAGAGAGAAAAAAAAAAGGAACACUACACUGUUUCUUAAUUAUAUUUUACUUAGAAAAGAGGGGAAAAGAAAAAAGAAAAAAGGAAUAUUGGGUGUUUGCUUUUUUCUGACUAGUAGUAUUGCUAACUAUGUAUUCCAUUAAGGAUUUGCUGUGAAAAAGCCUGAUAUCAGUAAGCAUAAAACUCGGGAGAUCACUUACACACACACCCUCCCCAAAAAGAGAGAGAGAUUUACUAUUAAACAGAGUUUUUUUUUCUUUCUUUUUUAUUGUGUGUGUGUGUGAGAGAGAGAGAUGGUUUUCAUAGGCAAAAACAAAUAGAAAGGAACAAAAUUUAGACUCAAGAAGAAAGUGUGUGUGUGUGUGAGAGAGAGAGAGGAAGAAUAAUGGAAGGUGGUUCUAGUGGAAAUACUAAUACAUCUUGUUUAAUGAUGAUGGGCUAUGGAGAUCAUGAAAACAACAACAAUGGGAAUGGAAAUGCAACACUUUGUGCUCCUCAAAUGAUGAUGAUGAUGCCUCCUCCUCCUCCUUCUUUAACUAACAAUAACAAUGCAGAAACCUGCAACAACAACAACAAUAUCCUUUUUCUUCCUUUCAUGGACACCAACAACAAUAAUCCUCAAGAAGACAACAACUCUUCUUCAAUCAAGUCAAAGAUUAUGGCUCAUCCUCACUACCCUCGUCUCUUGUCUGCUUAUCUCAGUUGUCAAAAGAUAGGAGCUCCGCCGGAAGUGGUGGCAAGGCUAGAGGAAAUAUGUGCCACGUCAGCAACAAUGGGCCGUAACAGUAGUAGUGGUGGAAUCAUUGGAGAAGAUCCUGCACUAGAUCAGUUCAUGGAGGCUUAUUGUGAGAUGCUGACAAAAUAUGAACAAGAACUCUCUAAACCCUUUAAGGAAGCCAUGGUUUUUCUCUCAAGAAUUGAGUGUCAGUUCAAAGCUUUAACACUUGCACCUAAUUCUUCUCAUGAAUCUGUUGUAGCUCUGGGCGAGGCAAUGGAUAGAAAUGGAUCAUCUGAUGAAGAGGUUGACGUGAAUAACAGUUUCAUCGACCCUCAGGCUGAGGAUAGAGAGCUCAAAGGUCAAUUAUUGCGCAAGUACAGUGGGUACUUGGGAAGCCUUAAGCAGGAGUUCAUGAAGAAGAGGAAGAAAGGCAAGCUGCCUAAGGAAGCAAGGCAACAAUUGGUGGACUGGUGGCUUAGACAUAUUAAAUGGCCAUAUCCAUCGGAAUCCCAGAAGCUUGCACUAGCUGAAUCAACGGGAUUGGACCAGAAGCAAAUAAACAACUGGUUUAUCAACCAAAGAAAGAGGCAUUGGAAACCAUCAGAAGAUAUGCAAUUUGUUGUGAUGGAUGCUGCUCAUCCACAUUACUAUAUGGAUAAUGUUCUUGCUAACCAUUUCCCAAUGGAUAUGACACCGUCUUUACUCUGAAUUUAUAUUCUGGAGUUAUCCCAAUUCCAACUUUUCAAAGUGAAUUUUUAAGAUUGUGUAAUAUUAUUACUUAUCAAGGAUGUUUAAUUUUCAUAUUACUUUGUAUGCAUGUAGUAGUAGUAGAAGUUAUUGUGACAUAAUCAACUUUUUAUUAGACCAUAAGUGCUUGUAAUAGCUAGAGGUGUUUCUAUUAUCAUGGUUAUUUCUUAUGAAAUUAAUUAGUUUGUACGUAA